CCAGACUCAGUAGAGGAAGCUGAGACUGAGCAGCCACGGGAACAAGAAAUACCGCCACCUUGCCUGGGCCUGGAGCCACCGGAGACCCUUCCGAAGGUGAGGAAUGUUCUGGAACAAUGCAAGGCCUGCCCAGGCUGCCCCCAGGAGCCAGCGUCCUGGGGUCUCUGUGCGGCAUCCAGCAACGUGAGCUUGCAGGACCCUGAGGAGCCCUCCUUCUGCUUGGAAGCUGAAGACGACUGGGAGGGUCCAGAGGCCCUGAGCUUACGGCUGCUGUUCCUGAACACCUCCGGAUACAAGGCCAGUUUCCGUGGCCUGUACAACGUGGCGCUGCCAUGGCUGAGCGGCAUGUUUUGCAGCUUUAGCGACGAGGAGGAGCUGACUGGGCACCUGGCACAGGCCCGAGGGGCGGCCAAGAAAGCUGGCCUCCCCAUGGCCCUGGCCACGCUCUGCUUCCUCCUGGGGCGGCUGUGCUGCAGGAGGCUCGAGCUGUCCCAGGCCCGGGUGUACUUUGAGGAAACACUGGGGACCCUGGAGGGCAGCUUCGGGGACCUGUUCCAGGUGGCGGCUGUGUACGCCAACCUGACCAGCAUUUACCGGAAGCAGAACCGGGAGAACUGUACACAGGUGGUUCCCAAAGCCAUGGCCCUGCUCCUGGGAAUGCCCGGCCACAUCUGCAGCACCGAGGCAGACGGGGAGCUCCUGCAGUGGGCGGUGGGUGGUCAGAGCCUGCAGGUCGAGGCCCAGGCCUGCUUCCUGCUGGCCAGGCACCACGUGCACCUCAAGCAGCCCGAGGAGGCCCUGUCCUUCCUAGAGCAGCUGUUGCUUUUUGCACAGUCUGGGGAUUUUCAUUGACCUCCAGAAGAAAGAGGAGGCGCAUGCCUGGCUGCAAGCAGGGAAGAUCUACUACAUCCUGCGGCAGAGCGAGCUGGUGGACCUGUCCAUCCAGGUGGCACAGAAUGUGGUCCUGUACACAGGCGACUUCAACCUGGGGCUGGAGCCGUUUGAGGCAGCUGGAGACAUCUUCAACGAGGCCUGGGAGCGGGAGAAAGCCAUGUCCUUCUACCGGG
Rhinopithecus roxellana (golden snub-nosed monkey) is the source of this 1067-nucleotide messenger RNA. RefSeq names its product SH3 domain and tetratricopeptide repeat-containing protein 1-like. Gene Ontology annotation, molecular function: protein binding. Lineage: Eukaryota; Metazoa; Chordata; Mammalia; Primates; Cercopithecidae. The record is from RefSeq and is a predicted model, not a curated record. The transcript is spliced from 3 exons. The coding region runs from base 346 to 852 and encodes 168 amino acids.